This is a messenger RNA of Corticium candelabrum, 1258 nucleotides long. Its product is annotated as DNA repair protein complementing XP-C cells-like. The coding region runs from base 139 to 495 and encodes 118 amino acids. The transcript has 5 exons. Lineage: Eukaryota; Metazoa; Porifera; Homoscleromorpha; Homosclerophorida; Plakinidae. The record is from RefSeq and is a predicted model, not a curated record.
CACUUAUGCUACGAGUGUAGUUGUAACAUCUAGCUCUCCUCGCUCAUCUUUGUUCUCGCUCACCUUACGUCUCUGUAUCAGCUUCCACAAGCAAAGAACCCACACGUACAUCGGUCAUCAGUCACGUGAUACUGAAAAAUGUGGAGGUUUGACGGCAUCAUUAUAGCUAAGGGGUUUGAGGCAUGGGAGCAGCAGCAGGAGGAAAUCGAGAGAAAAGCAGCAGAGGUACUGAAUGCGAAUGCUGCCACUUUAGUUUUCUACCCUUCUUGUCACUCUUUUCUGGAGAAACACGAGAAAAUUGUAAUUGGUCGUCGGCGUAAACUGAUCAAGGGGCUACUUAUUCAAGAACGAUUAAAAAGAAAAUAUGACUUGCAAGAUGACAGCAAGGUUGCAGACACAGCGAGUAUUGAGGCAGUCAGUACAUCAAAGUUGAUGCUUUCAAAUGCAGAUAAGGAUAAAGAUACAAAAUUGUCUAUUGCUUUGUCUUGCUCAUAACAUGGUGGAGCGUAAGCCAUCCUACUGAGGUGGAAUAACAGAGUUUCGCUGCUUUCAGCAGUGAGACCAUACUUACUGUCUCUCGUCCAUCUUGACCAAGCCUGCUCCCUGUGAAAGUCGCAGAGGUAGACAGUGGACUCAGGAAAUGCAAAGUUGAGAGCAGCUAUCUGUGGCUCAGAAUAGUCACUAAUUCAAAAUCUAGGCUUCCACAUUGGACUCCACGAAUACAGUACUGACAGUGCCUCGGUUAUCUGCUCCACUCGUUCGUAUUGAACAAUAAAGUCAGCGACCACCAUGUGGUGUCUAUUAGACAGAUGAUGUUGCCAUACCGUGUGAGUAAAUUCAGUUGCCAAGGUCCCUGGUGUACAUACAGCAACUCUGCUUACUAUCAUCAGAUGAAUGACCCUGCAGUGACUUGAAUUGUGAUUUGGUAUCAGAAAGAACCUGUUUGAUGGAAAUUUUGGCCUUUUUGAAAGGCUGGAAGAAAAGCUUAGCACUUGCAGACUCUGGUUCCCACUGCUUAAUUUUUUAAGUGCAAGUUUUCUUGAUCUAUGUUGGAGAGCUUGAGACCCUGCUAGACUAGGUAGAUGUGAUUUUUGAUGUCAUUGCCUGUUGGAUAGAAAUCUCUGUUAGUCUCAUUCGGUUUGAUGCCCCCUGCUAUAGUUAGCUUUGUUUGGACAAAUCUUUUUAGAGAAGAUCGGACGUCUCUCACUUUUGUGAUACCACAGUAAACAAUUAAUUUUAUUUCCUGGAUAACUAAAGA